GAAGUGGAACGAUUCUAGCGAGAAGGCCGCCUCCAGUAAACGUGAUCCGACGAUGGUAGAUGACCCCCCCCCCCCCCCCCAACCCGGAAUCAUCGGAAUGGAGGAAAAUUCCAAGAAAAGCUAUGUAUUUAUUGGUUUCGUAUUCCAUUCCGCUUGACUGGAUUGGUAUCGAUCCAUUUAUUGCUCCAACCCGGAGGAGACUUUUCCGGUUCGCCCCCUGAUUUCAAUCUCUUGCCUGCCUGCCCCUGCCCCACCAGCCAAGACUUUAUUAAUCCGGUCCCACUCAUGGGGGCGUCCAAGAGUAGCAGCUCCGCCGUCUCGUCUCGGCCUAUACAAAGGUCUUUGGGAUUACAUCGUUUCCGUCUGGUUGGUGAACUGGCCUGGUCUCAUGGUUUGCCGUGUGGAGACUGCUCUAUGGUCAUGUACUUCUCGUCCUUGCCUCGUGUUGACUGGUUUCUUCUUGUAAGGCCUCCCAGAAAAUUGGGGUUUCUCAGUUUUCAGCCUUGAAACGCCAAUAUCUGCUUCCAGAUCGAUGAGUCUGAAGUACAACUGCUGUAAUUUGCAAGAGAGUAUGAAGUGUUUCCCGUUUUACAUUGGAGAAAAGAAGGAUGAAACCAAGACUACAAAGUCAACAUCAGCAACAUCAGUACCGUCCUCGUAUUCCAAUCUUACCGAGCGUGACACGAGGAUAUCCGGGUCUGACCUAAAUUCCCAGAACAUUUCUGCCGCCACCAGCACGGAGUCCCUGGGGAGGAGCCCAUUCCCGAGUUUAUCCCCGAGGCCUAGUGAUCUCAAAAUCUUCACGUUGUUGGAGCUAAAGACAGCCACAAAGAAUUUUAACCGUGCUCUCAAAAUUGGAGAGGGUGGCUUUGGAUGUGUAUAUAAGUGUGUCAUCAAGAAUCCUAAAGACGCACAAAAGAAACUUGAUGUUGCUGUGAAACAAUUAGGAAGAAAGGGAAUGCAGGGGCACAAGGAAUGGGUGACUGAAGUCAAUUUUCUUGGGGUGGUUGAGCAUCCAAACCUUGUCAAAUUAUUGGGCUACUGUGCUGAAGAUGAUGAAAGAGGGAUCCAGCGGCUUUUGGUUUAUGAAUACAUGCCUAACGGAAGUGUGGAGGACCAUUUAUCAACUAGGUCAGAAACACCCCUUUCUUGGGCCAUGAGGCUAAAAGUAGCUCAGGACACAGCUCGUGGACUAGCAUAUCUUCAUGAAGGAAUGGACAUUCAGAUCAUCUUUAGAGAUUUCAAAUCUUCUAACAUUCUACUAGAUGAGCAGUGGAAUGCAAAGCUGUCAGACUUUGGAUUGGCUAGAUUGGGUCCUUCAGACGGAUUAUCCCAUGUGUCAACAGCGGUUGUGGGAACCAUGGGAUAUGCAGCUCCUGAAUAUGUCCGGACCGGGCAUCUGAAGUCCAAAAGUGAUGUUUGGAGUUAUGGGGUCUUCCUGUAUGAACUGAUCACAGGUAGACGCCCAGUGGAGCGUAAUCGUCCCAAGAAUGAACAGAAGCUCUUGGAUUGGGUAAAACUAUACCUGGCAGAUCCAAAGAAAUUUCGGCUGAUACUUGACCCAAGGCUCGGAAGGAACAGUCCCAUCAGGUCGGCCCAGAAGCUAGCCAUUAUAGCCAACCGGUGCUUGGCCAGAAAUCCAAAAUCGCGCCCAACGAUGAGCGAGGUGUUGGAAAUGGUGAAUCGGGCUGUUGAAGCGUCACUAGAAGAAACAAGCAGCUCUCAACCACCGGUAAGAGGCUUGAUCCCCAGGGAAAUCCCCAGGGAAACCGAAGCCAAAGGUAAGAGAAGGAUUGCGGAUACCAAAACGGAAGAAAAUAGUUGGCUACAUUGGAUGUCAUCAAAGCUUGUACGGACAUGCUGACCGCAUUCCCUCUGAGACAAACGCUAAGGUAACAACUCCCCCCCGGUCUGUAAAUAGUUCAGAGUGCAGCCAAAUACAUUUGUAACUGCCCUCCUGCUACUGUUGCGAUUUGGCGGCUGCUCUGGAAACUUCUGGAAGCAUGAAAGCGGAAGUUGAGACAAAAUGAAAUUGAGGUUUCCAGCACUGUUUUGGGCUGAAAAUGGUUGGCUUGUGACUAAUUCUAGUGGUAGAGAAGACUUGAUGAUGCCAUAUAAUGUAAUUCAGAUAAACUGGUGAGUUUUGAUUGAUAUAUAGAGAGCACGGUGGAGAUACCUCCCGGGCCCCUAAUACAUACCCCCCGUUGUUGUUGAUACAUGCAGUGCUGAACUUUUGACAUUAACUUGCUGUAGAAAUUUAGAAACAGACAUUUGAGGUAGAAGUGACGUACUGAGGCUAAAUGAGUGUUGUGUGUUCAAACUGUAGUUUUAUUUAUAAUGACAUGCAAGUUUGGCUGCAUGCUUACUAGUAGUAUCUGUUUGGUUGGAUUUGAGUGAAAAAAUUACUCCUUGUACUCGCAGGUAAAAUUGAUGGCUUUGAGAUCAUAUCAAGUGGUUUAUAUUGAUGCCUUUCUUAUGAA
Molecule: messenger RNA, 2480 nt
Organism: Diospyros lotus (date-plum)
Lineage: Eukaryota; Viridiplantae; Streptophyta; Magnoliopsida; Ericales; Ebenaceae
Product: serine/threonine-protein kinase PCRK1-like
Exons: 5
Coding region: 533-1864 (443 amino acids)
Biological process (GO): protein phosphorylation
Molecular function (GO): protein kinase activity; ATP binding
Source: RefSeq, a predicted model, not a curated record